This is a messenger RNA of Durio zibethinus, 778 nucleotides long. Its product is annotated as transcription factor MYB114-like. Gene Ontology annotation, molecular function: transcription cis-regulatory region binding. Gene Ontology annotation, biological process: regulation of DNA-templated transcription; cell differentiation. Gene Ontology annotation, cellular component: nucleus. Lineage: Eukaryota; Viridiplantae; Streptophyta; Magnoliopsida; Malvales; Malvaceae. The record is from RefSeq and is a predicted model, not a curated record.
GACCGUUCAAUCCUCUAUUGCACUAACGCCAAACACUCCAUGUUUUAUAUUUGUGACUUUGCUCCUUGUUUUGAGCAAUCGAUAUUACUCUUGCUAAAAUCUGGCAGUUUCUAUUCUGUCUGCCUCUUCUCAUUGUAGCAGAUGGCUCCUAAGAAGGAUGGAGUGAGUAAAAGGUUUAUGAACAAAGGAGCUUGGACAGCUGAGGAAGAUAGAAAAUUGGCUGAAUAUAUUGAGAUUCAUGGUGCAAAGAGAUGGAAAGCAAUCGCAAUUAAAGCAGGUUUGAAUCGAUGCGGCAAGAGUUGCAGAUUGAGAUGGUUGAACUACUUGAGACCUAACAUCAAGAGAGGCAACAUAUCAGAUGAGGAAGAGGAUUUAAUUCUUAGGCUUCACAAGCUGCUAGGGAACAGGUGGUCUUUGAUUGCUGGGAGACUUCCAGGGCGAACAGACAAUGAAAUUAAGAACUACUGGAAUUCACAUUUGAGCAAGACAAUAAAGCAGAAGGAGAGAACAGAAGAAACUUCAACUUCAGAACAAACUAUGCCCCAGAAAACUUGGGACACAGUCCAGAUGGAAGAAGAGGUAGUGAAAGGAAAUGAUGACAACUUUGAACAUAGCUUUGAUGUAAACGAGUUCUUCGACUUCUCGACUCAAGGUUGCUUUGGUUUGGAGUGGGUGAAUAAGUUUCUUGAACUUGAUCAUUAGGAUCCAUAGCAAUUGUAUAACAAGGUUGUAAUAAGCACGUUUCCUCUGAAAAAAAUAAAUAAAUAAAGAGAUGUUU